UCCUCGCUGACGUAGCGCUCACGUCAUUGUGUAGGUUGAUGCUUUUCUAUGAAUGAGCCGAGAUCCCCGUUACUACGAGCCCGAUCCUAUAAAAGCCCUGCGCGCUGCGGACAGCGCAGCACCGCCACCGGCGCCGUCCCCCGCCGGGAGCCGCGGGGCCCCGGGCCCGGGCAGGGAGGCGCCGGGGCCCGCAGGAGGUAAGGCACCGGCAGGGCUGGCCCCCAGACACCGAGCCUCCCACGGCGGACGCCCCCCUGCUCUCGCUGCAGUCCAGGUCAGAGCAGCUCCCUUCGGAGCUCCCAUCCAUCGGGGUCCUGCACCCCAAGGGCAGCUCUGCCCUCACCCAGACGGGCAUGGCCACCACCAGGUCUCCAGAGGCCAGCGGGGCCGUGGUGCUGCUGAGCAGCCGCAGGCAGGGGGAUAUCACAGCCACCAGGUCUCCGCCGUGCACUUGUUGCAUCUCCCGCCGGUCCCCUUUGCCUCCUGCUUUUCCCAUCGCUGCCGCUGGCGACAGGCUGUGCACCACAUGCUUCCAGGAAGGGGAAUUUUGGGCAGCCCCGCCAGCACCCGGGUAAAGCCACAGCUUCGUUCAGCACAGCGUACUAUGGCCCAGUGCAACCACCCUGCAAAGCUGCCGCUGGCCACGGAAAAUCACCCUCCAUCCCUCGGGAAAAAAAAAACAAAACCUCCUUGCUUGUGCCCCGGGUGGGCAGCAGCAACAGCAGCGCAGUGAGGUCCAGGCUAAAGCGGCAUCCAGGUCCCUUCCACAGCAUCCCCAGGUGAGGGGGCGUCCCACAGGCUUCACCGUGGCCCCUUGGACCCCACACUCCAGCCCCGGGAAGUUGCCGGCUGCACUGUUGUUGUUUUGAAGGCCAAGUCUCUCCUGCUGACACCCUGGAAUUAGUUUUUCUUCCAGAGUCCUUAAAAAUAUCCUGGAUUUCUGACACCAGGACUCGGCUUCCGAUGGCGCUUCCAAGCUGCCGGGCCUGGGGCCAGCCGUCGGCGCCGGGGGACAGAGGCCAUCCAGCUCCCGUGCUCCUCCUCAGCACAGAGAUCCAACGGUACUGGGCAGGAACGUGGCAGUGCCGGGGAGGAAUGCAGCAUCUGCCAGGGCUGAGCCGUUACUUGCCAUUUCUCCGGCGUGAUGGUGCUCAGUGGGGCACAGGCACGGUGCAAAUGCUGCCUUACCUCAGCCUCGCUCCCGGCGGCUCGCGGCACUUCGGCAAGCGUCCCGGCGCACGGGCAGGAGGGUGGGAAGGCUCUUCCCCAGGGACCUCCAGCAGCCGUGACCCUGCGGAGCCCCACGGUUGAGGACUGGGCUGUAGCCAGGGCCCCAAGGGCUCUCCCUGGCAGGGAUUUCUCUGUGCACCCCCAGGAGAGCACGUGGCCCCCAAACCCAGCUUCUGUCCAAAGCCUACGACUUGCUACCGGCUUCGCUAAGGGGCACCCGUGCCAUGCUGGCACUGCAGGAAUUUGGGGUGGGCUGGGGGGCUUGAACUGGUGGGGGGGUGCAGGGAGAGGUGCUGCUGCUGCCCCCUCGGAAAGGCAGGGCAGCUGCCUGCCGCCCCUGGCUGCCCGCACACCUCACGCGCUGUUGUUGCCAUCUGACAGCUCUUGGCGAAACGGCCUUUUGUGAUUCAGCCGUGUUUAUCCCAGCCCGCGGCCUGGCCCAGCGUGGGUUUCCAUGGAAAACUUCCAUCCAAAACAAGGAGAGAAGGAGCUACAGCAGGAGUGACUCAGCCACAACUGGAAGCUUCUGCGGGUGAAGCGGGGAGGAGGGGGGGGGGGUGGCUGUUCCCAACAGCUUGGUCCUGCUCCAGCAGCAGGGCCCAGGGAUGGCCCCCAGCUUUCUCCUGCCCGUGCCGCUGCCUCCUCGCAGGCAGGAGCCGGGCAGGCUCGGGGGGAGCUGUGUUGUAUAACCAUCUGCGAAACACAUCACCUUCCCGGAGCACCCCCUCCCCAGCCGCCUGCGUCAGACCCUGCUUGUGGGGACAGGGGAGGAAGAGUGUGAGAUGAGUAAGGCUCAAACCCCCGGUAAGAUCUGCACCCGAUGCCAGGCUCAGCAGGACGUCGCUUUUUCCAGCGCUGCCCACGGGAGCCCCUGCCAGGCGAGCCCCGCAUGGGUGGCUGGCGCGGUGGGCAGCGGAGGGCCUGAGUCAGCGUGCGGAGCCGGGGAGGAGACGGUGGGUGUUUGCAGGGAGGGAGCAGCAGCGCUGGCAGCAUCUCUGCUCAUGCUGGUCUUCUCACUCCCACCCUCCCUGGGACAGGGGGAGAGGGCUGGGGGCUCUGCUCACUGGUGGGGGGUGUUGCAGAGUGAAGCUGUGCCCCACCGAGCCCCAGACCCCCUGCCCGUGGCAGGCUGCUAGGGAGUACAGCCCCAGGCAGGGCCCUACCUGGCCCGGGGCUGGCCCUGGGGCCACUCGGAAGGCUCUGGGGGACGGAAAGGGCCCCAUCUGGGGAGCAGAGGGGUGAAGCCCACCCCUGCCAAAACACCCAGGCUCCCGGUGCCUCUGGGUAACGCCGGUGGCCGUCCUCAGGGCCCCCCGCAGCCCAGGCCAGCAUCACAGCUGCCACCGGAGCCAGGUCUCGCCCCAUCACCCUCCCAGCAGUGCCUCUCGCUCAGGGACAGCAACUGCCAGAUGCUGUUUUGGGGGAAAAACCAACUCCCCUGGGUCAUGUGGGGUGGGGGAACAAGAAACCCCCCAGGCACCAAGCUGGGUGAGGGGGGAGCACCUCGGUCUUAUCUCCAGGCUCACCUCUGCAGGCAGCCGACGAGGGGGCUGCGCCCCGAGAGCAGCAGCACGGGAACAGCUCUGCAUCUGUGAGAGGUGGGCAGGGGCUGGCACAAGGGUGUCUCGGUGGUGGAAAAGCAGGCGGAGGGCAGGAUUCCCGGGACAAACCCCUCCAUCCAGCAGGGACAUGCAGUGAUGCCCACAGCAGCUGCUUCCCUUCGAUCGCACCAGGGGCCGAGCACAUCUUUCCUCUGCCCAUCACACAGGCACCUCCCGUGGAUGAGGGUUGUGUUUAUUUGUUUUUAUUAAUUUGUUUAAAUCGGUGCAGGAGCCAUCUUUUUACAUGCCCUGGGAAGAGGCAGGUACUGUAGCACCCCAGCUCAGCUCACCCAUCCCUCAAUACUCCUCCGCAAGCCGCCUGACAGAGCUUCCUGCAGAGCCAGGACCGUUCCGCUCGCUCACCGCAGGCCUGGGCUCCUUCCCCCUUCACAACGCCAGCGAGCUGCGGCGGUGCCAACCCCCGGGAGCGGGGAGAUGCCAGUCGGCGGCUGCGGGACUGCAGUGCAGGCUGGCGAUCGGGCAGCGCCGCUCCGCAGCAGCCGUGGCUGCAGUGCCUCCUCCACACCAUCCCGCGGAGCCGCUCGGGCAGGGGGUGAGAUUGCUGCACCAGGAGACCACCGCGGUAAGCUGUAGCUCUGUGAUAAUUAAACAGCUAACAACGGGCUGGUGAAGCGCUGUCUGGUGCCAUCCUUCCCUAGCAGCCGAGGGCUCGGGUCGGGGGCGCAGUGGAAACAAAGGCCCCUGUGCUUUGUCACAGCUGGCU
Messenger RNA from Grus americana (Whooping crane), 3555 nucleotides. Its product is annotated as translation initiation factor IF-2-like. The record is from RefSeq and is a predicted model, not a curated record. The transcript is spliced from 3 exons. Lineage: Eukaryota; Metazoa; Chordata; Aves; Gruiformes; Gruidae. The coding region runs from base 53 to 733 and encodes 226 amino acids.